UAAGAGAGAGAGAGAGAGACAGAGAGGGAGAGCGAGAGAGAGGAUUAGUGGACACCUUUGCUCAGGCUCUCAGACCCACUCGCAGCCAUGGCCGAGAGUUCAGAUAAAGUGCCCAUCGCUUUAGCGGGACCCGAGGACCUGCAACAGUUUAUGCCACCUGCAUACACUGCGGUGGCAGUUAAACCGGUGGCCACCGGCCGCCUGCUGAAGUCCGGGAUUGUGGUUUUGAUCGCCGGGGCAAUACUGCUGCUGUUCGGGGCUAUCGGAGCGUUUUACUUCUGGAAUAUUAACGACAAACAUGUCUACAACGUCCACUACAGCAUGAGUAUUAAUGGUAAGGUGGAGGAGGGCUCCAUGGAGAUUGAUGCUACCAACAACAUGGAGAGGUUCCGUACUGGGAGUGGAAAUGAGGAGGCAGUGGAGGUCCACGACUUCCAGAUUGGUUUAACUGGUAUCCGUUUUGCUGGAGGAGAGAAGUGUUACAUUAAGACCCAGGUCAAAGCUCAUCUGCCUGACGUGGAAACACUCAACAAAGACUCUCUUCUAUUCGACCUGGAGGAUGAGGUGAUGCCUGCUAAGUUUGAGGAGGACUCUCUGAUCUGGGUGGCGGCUGACAUGCCCCUCUCCGACCCAACCUUCCUCAGCUCCAAAAUCCGCGAUUUGUGUGGAAGCCUGCCAAUCUUCUGGCUCCGCCCUACCUACCCCAACGGUGGGCAGAGGAAGAGGAGGGCAGCCCCUCGGCAGCGCCGCCAGGCACCGGGGGCAGAGGAGGAAGUGGACCCGGAAGCAGAAUUUAACCCUGAGAACCCCUAUCAUCGUGGUCUGGAGGGCGAGGAGGGCACAAUGACCUUUGACCCCAUGCUGGACCACCAGGGCGUGUGCUGUACGGAGUGCCGGAGGAGCCACACCCAGUGCCAGAGGAUCUGUGAGCCCCUGGGCGGGUUCCAACCCUGGCCCUACCACUACCGCGGGUGCAGGGUGGCCUGCAGAGUCAUCAUGCCCUGCCGCUGGUGGGUGGGUCGCAUCCUGGGCAUCCUCUAAACACCCCCUGCCUCGACCUGGAGUGGUAGAAUCCAGAGAAAGACAGGUGGUGGAGGGAGAGAGAGAGAGAGAGGGGAAAGAAAAACAGAGGGGGAGGGGGGGGGAGAUAGGUCAACCAAAUUGAGUACUUAGCUUGGCUAGGUAUAGUGCAGUUCACUUACGAUUUGGGCAAGGGAGGAAGAGCGAGACAAAGAUUAUUAUUAUUUUUUUAAAGGGGAGUGAGCAAACAAUCAAUCAAGGAUAUUCAGUUUUCAACCAUAACAGAGAAAUAGAUGUAUGCUGUAAGACAUACGGUAGGUAGGCUACAAUACCAUACGUUGUAUAUCAUUAUUCAUACCAUACUCUUUAAGAGUACUUGCAUACUACAUACCCUGUGGUGACAUCAACCUGUCUGAUCUUGUCACCUGAAACCAAACAUUAAAAGACUAUAUAUUUUCUGUCGUUCUCUCAUUAGUGACUGACACGACGGUUAGUGAUGUGUAAACUUA
Messenger RNA from Oncorhynchus gorbuscha (pink salmon), 1529 nucleotides. RefSeq names its product leukocyte cell-derived chemotaxin 1-like. Bases 88 to 1041 code for a protein of 317 amino acids. The record is from RefSeq and is a predicted model, not a curated record. Gene Ontology annotation, biological process: negative regulation of angiogenesis; negative regulation of endothelial cell proliferation. Lineage: Eukaryota; Metazoa; Chordata; Actinopteri; Salmoniformes; Salmonidae. The transcript has 7 exons.